Molecule: messenger RNA, 2463 nt
Organism: Aedes aegypti (yellow fever mosquito)
Lineage: Eukaryota; Metazoa; Arthropoda; Insecta; Diptera; Culicidae
Product: mucin-5AC-like
Exons: 2
Coding region: 612-2453 (613 amino acids)
Source: RefSeq, a predicted model, not a curated record
UUGCCGUUAGUCGUUAUCGGAAGCUUGUUUGGUGUAAACGUUGCAGAUGUCCCUAGCCAUAACUAGAAUGCUGUCGACCUUUUUGGGGCUUGUGAUUGUGGUGACCUUGCUUCCGAGCAGUUUGGAAGCUGCAGAUGCAAUUUGUGAACGGAUAGAUUUCAACGACUUCAGUGCCUACAAGAUCCGACAGUGCUCGGAAGGGGGCAAGAAUAUAUUGCGUCUUUCAGCCUACGCAGCAUCUUCUAAUUUUAGACCUUACCGAGAAAACGUAAUUUAUUACUUGUCGAACGAUGUCGCGGGUACCAGCUGCUGCGAAUCAGUGGAAAGCUUUUUCAUGAAUGCCUACACGGAAAUAAGAAUGAUCUAUCAGUUUGUGUUUAGAACGGAGUGUACAUUGACGAUAAGGAUAGUGGAUUUAGAUCAACUCGAUAGGCAAGGAUUGCCAACGACUGCUCAAAUCUGGACAACACGUCAAGCCACAAGAACCUGGAGUCUUUUUUCAGGAAAAGUAGAAAGAGAAAUCAAAAGAGCAAGAUUACAAGUAGAAGUUGAUAUGAGUGAGGACGGGGAUGUAGCGAUUGAGUACAUAACGCCCACCGGCGACUACUACAAUGCGCCCAACAACGACUACGGUUACUAGACCUACAACAACUUCUGUGUUUACGACGAGGAGAACAAGAUCAACUAGCACAAGUACUCAAUCUACUACAACAGUGCUUCCAACUACUACCACAUCUACAACAGUGACUUCUACUAUGCCAAUAACAACUCCAUCUACUACGCUUACAAGUACUGUAACUACCACUGAAAUUCCAAAAACCACCACAAUAACCAGCAGUACAACUUCCACUUCAACCAGUACGCCUACAACAACAUCUACAAUAACGACGAUAGCACCAACCACUACACCAGCUAUAAUUACAACAACUAUGAAUACAACAAUGCAUCCAACAACAACAACACCUUAUCAAACAACCACGUCUAAUCCAACAACAUCCACAGUUAUCAUAACUACUCCGAUAACAACACCGAUCGAAAUAAUAACAAGUACACAUGCAACGGCGACGUCGACAGCAACAUCCACAACAGAGGUACCAACAACAACAUCCACAACAAUGGUACCAAUAACAACAUCCACAACAAUGGUUCCAAUAACAACAUCCACAAAAAUCAGUCCAACAAAAACAACUGAAUUUACUACAAGCGAAGAUCCAGCGACGAUGUCAACAACUGCGUUGUUCCCAUCGACUAGCUCAACUACAGUUUCAUCAACGCUUACUUCUACGCUUGAAAUACCUGCUACGACAAUCCCAACCGUACAAACCUCAACGUCUUCUACCUCAAGCAGCUCUGAAGAAACUCCUGCAUCGACAAGUACAUCAUCAACUCCAAGUUUUUCAACAAUUCCUCAAGUUAUAAGUACAACCACAGUCAUACAUAACACAACUACCAGUCAGAUGACAUCUCCGACAACAGAUACAACCUGGAGGACGACGGAGGGAACAAUGAGCACAGAGUUGCUGUCCACAAGUUCUUCCUCAACGAAACCCACAACGAGUGCACUUUCCACUCCCGAGGUGGAAGAUAAUCCAUCGGAAAAUCCUACAACAACAAGAACCUCAGCACGGCGGACAAGAACAACAACUAGAAGAACAUCAACGUCGCAAUCUACACCAGAGCCAAGUUCGGCAAGUGUCUCUUCAUCCACACUUCCUCCUGAUACUGUGCCUACAACCAUCGCUAUUGAGAGUUCUACAUCGAUUCCACUAAUCUACCUCUCAUCAACGGAUUCAACAAUAGAGCUACCAACUACGGAGCUUGUGUACACUACGACAACAAACAUAGCUGAUAGAAUAACAACAGAGGAAAGCAUUGUCACACUUACCACAAUUCCACCAGAUAAUACCGAAAAAAUCCCUAAUGGCAUUCCAACGUCAACAAUGCUAGUCACUGUUACACCUGCUCCAACUCCACCAUUUUUUCUUCCCAUUAAACAAGACAACGACAAAUAUAAUACAUCCACUGCAAUUUGGCUGUCUUUGACAGGAAUAUUUCUCGUGCUACUGGUAUUGGCUUCGGUAUACGGAGUAUACCUAUACGUUAGCUGUAAGCAUAUCUCCCAGAUCGUCAGUAGGGAAAUUGAGCUUGGAGAAGAACAUCCAAGCCAUACAUCUAGGGUAUCGAUCAACCAUUACGUAAACCCGUUAGCUCAGGAAACCUACCAACGUCAACGACAACGCCAUGAACAGUUGAGGCAGUCUCGGCCACGUCCGCAGCGAUCACAACACCGUGAAAGACGCCCAUCCUCUUCCAGUGGAAACAGCAGUUAUCUGGAGCACAGUCGGAGAAUCACCAAGCAGCCCAUCAUACCACCUAAGACCACCGGACGACCUUUCUCCCUGGCGGAAGAGAUCCGAAGAGCUAAGCUUAAAAAUCAUCUCAAUAAAUUUUGAUGCUCCUCAA